AUGUCUCGCGCAGCGCAGCCAGGCGGCUCCAGAAAGAUCUCCUUUAACGUCUCGGAGCAGUACGAGAUCCAAGACGUGGUUGGUGAGGGCGCGUACGGUGUAGUGUGCUCGGCAUUGCACAAGCCAUCAGGGCAGAAGGUGGCCAUCAAGAAAAUCACACCCUUCGACCACUCCAUGUUUUGCUUGCGGACACUCCGAGAGAUGAAGCUGCUGCGAUACUUCAACCACGAGAACAUCAUCUCCAUCCUCGACAUCCAGAAACCACGCACCUACGAAAGCUUCUCGGAAGUCUACCUCAUCCAGGAGCUCAUGGAGACCGACAUGCACAGAGUCAUUCGCACGCAAGAGCUCUCCGACGAUCACUGCCAAUACUUCAUCUACCAGACGCUUCGAGCACUCAAAGCCAUGCAUUCAGCCAAUGUCCUUCACCGCGAUCUCAAGCCAUCCAAUCUUCUGCUCAAUGCCAACUGCGACCUCAAAGUCUGCGACUUCGGUCUUGCACGUUCAGCAGCCAGCACGGAAGACAAUCAGGGCUUCAUGACUGAAUAUGUGGCCACCCGUUGGUACCGUGCGCCAGAGAUCAUGCUGACGUUCAAGGAGUACACCAAAGCCAUCGACGUGUGGUCAGUCGGCUGUAUUCUGGCGGAGAUGCUGAGUGGCAAGCCGCUCUUCCCAGGCAAAGAUUACCACCACCAACUCACACUCAUCCUCGAUGUUCUCGGCACGCCGACCAUGGAGGACUACUACGGCAUCAAGUCGAGACGUGCUCGGGAAUACAUUCGAUCUCUGCCCUUCAAGAAGAAGAUCCCGUGGAAGGUCAUGUUCCCGAAGACUUCAGACCUGGCUCUGGAUCUGCUCGAGCGUCUACUUGCGUUCAAUCCGGCGAAGCGCAUUACUGUGGAGGAGGCCCUGAAGCAUCCGUACUUGGAGCCCUACCACGACCCAGAGGACGAGCCAAACGCCGAUGCUAUUCCAGAGGAGUUCUUCGACUUUGAUAAGAACAAGGAUAAUUUGAGCAAGGAGCAGCUGCGAACCCUCAUCUACGACGAGAUCAUGCGGUAA
Recurvomyces mirabilis is the source of this 1062-nucleotide messenger RNA. RefSeq names its product mitogen activated protein kinase (gene tmk1). Gene Ontology annotation, cellular component: cytoplasm; nucleus. The record is from RefSeq and is a predicted model, not a curated record. Gene Ontology annotation, biological process: intracellular signal transduction; protein phosphorylation. NCBI's taxonomy places the organism in Eukaryota, Fungi, Ascomycota, Dothideomycetes, Mycosphaerellales, Teratosphaeriaceae. The transcript has 3 exons. Gene Ontology annotation, molecular function: MAP kinase activity; ATP binding. Bases 1 to 1062 code for a protein of 353 amino acids.